CGUUGAUGGUGCUCAAGGUCUUAUAGGUGUUUGCCAUCGAAUAUGCCAUGUUCCCGAACCUUAUUCUCGCAAUCAAAUUGCCGAUGAGCCAAUUUGGCGCGACACCCUGAGACUACCAGUUCCGUGUCUCCGUCAAGGAAUUGCUUUUGUUCUUCGCACCCAGUGAAUGAGGCAAAACCUCGGCAAUUCGUCGACAAGUUUGCAGAACGACAACGCUAAGAAAAUUCGGUGGAAAAGUGUGUUUUCUAAUACCGGUGACGAAUCUGAGAUAUAUAGUAUCUCCCGACUUUGGGUUGCUCUUCUGGAAUCAGAGUCCACCCUUUCUCGGAAUUAUCAUUACACGCUAUGGCACAACCUAACAAAGAUGUGGUUCCAAACACCAUCGUCUUAGAUGGAUCCAGGCUCCUGAAGGCGAAGUUGCUGAUCAAACUUGGCGAUGCUCAACUGAAGACUCGAUUGAGUUACUUGACUGCACAAGCAGAUAAGUGGUUAAAACAAGGACCCUGGUCGGUCACAACUAAAGCUAUAUAUCCACCAAGCGGCGAUAAACACGACUACGCUAGCCAGGCCCCAUACUGGUGGCCCUCUGGCAGUUCUAUCGGCGUUCCUUACAUGCAACGCGAUGGAGAACGAAAUCCCGAAGUAGAUAAUUACACAGAUCAUGCAGGCCGCAGGAACCUCUUUCAAGCCUCCUUGAUUCUCAGCCUUGCGUGGUAUUAUACCGAGAGAGAAGCUUAUGCAAAACAUGCUAGCAAUAUUAUCCGCACCUGGUUCCUGUCAGAGGAGACGCGUAUGAGACCGAAUCUGAACCACGCACAAAUUAUCCCUGGGGUUAAUACAGGACGACACAUUGGGAUCAUUGAUUUUGCACAAGGCUAUACUAGCGUUUUAGAUGCUGCUGCUAUUCUAGGGGUGGGGGCUUCUGAUUGGACCCGAAGUGACAUGGAAGGAUUCCACCAGUGGAACCUAGAAUUCCUAGAUUGGCUGUCGAAUAGCACCUUUGGGAUUAUAGAAAGUGCUGCCGAAAAUAAUCAUGGCACAUUCGCGAUCAUGCAAAAAGCUGGCAUAGCACUUUUUGUCGGCAAGGCUGAAAUAGCAAAGCAGGAGUUACUCUUGAUACAAUCCCGUAUCAAAGACGAUAUAAAUGCCGAUGGCUCACAACCUAAGGAACUUGUACGGACACGCAGCUGGCAUUACUCUGUCUUCAACCUUGUUGCAUACACACGAGCGGCUGCAAUGGGUACGAAAGUCGGAAUCGAUCUCUGGGGCUACAAAGGUCCUGAAGGUCAAAGCAUCCAUGCUGGAAUUGAUUUUAUUGUUCCCGCUGCUACUUGUACGAGUCAAUGGAAAUUCCCAGAGAUGAGCUUUGCAGCAUAUGCUGCGUCUGAUGUUAUUCAUGCUUCAGCUGAUGCUGGAAAUCCGACAACAGAAGAGGCUGUCAGCAAAUUACAAGCGCCACCUGGAACAGACCUAUGGGCACUGCGUCCAGCAGUUGAACAGCUUGAUGAUGUGUCGAUUAGCAAGGUCGAGAGGUUUAAUGGCAAGGUUAUAUAAAAACAACACACAUUGAUACAAGCACCAAAAAUCAUGCCUCUUAAUUUAAUACGCACUAUACUUUUUCAUGCAUAAUUUAUAAAUAUAGCUACAAAUAUAUCUACUACAAGGUGUCAGUGUUGCCCGAGUAGUACUCGCCGUGAGUAGUACUCGGUGAGUCCCCGAGUACUACUGUACUCGGGUGAUAUUUUUGAGUACUUGGGGACUCGCCGAGUACUACUCCGAGUACUCCGAGUGCUGCCAAGCCUUUGGGAAUGAGGGGUAACUAGGCGUAG
Pseudogymnoascus verrucosus is the source of this 1829-nucleotide messenger RNA. RefSeq lists its product as uncharacterized. Bases 346 to 1554 code for a protein of 402 amino acids. The record is from RefSeq and is a predicted model, not a curated record. The transcript is spliced from 2 exons. Gene Ontology annotation, cellular component: periplasmic space. Gene Ontology annotation, molecular function: lyase activity. Lineage: Eukaryota; Fungi; Ascomycota; Leotiomycetes; Thelebolales; Thelebolaceae.